UAAACAGUAUAUUUGAUUGAUUUCACAGCUUUAAAAUGUAGUCAUUUUUUUAGUGUAAAUUGUUUCACAGUAAAUCACAGUAAAACUCUAGGUAAAAAAUGAAUCGAUCGUCCAACACACCGGACCGCCUACAUACGAUCGCGCGCGAACUCCAUUUCCCAGCGCGCAUCGCGCCGCGCGAUGUUUCCCACAGCUGACAGACAGCGAGCAGACGCUCGCAGCACGCGCAGUUCGCACGACGCGCUCGUCCGCGCCGCUUCCACAGCGCACUCGGGUCUGGGAUUACCCACAGCCAGAUAUCUUCAUUUCUCCAGAUCCCGUUUCCGAGCUCGUCCGCACGCGAUCCGCGCUGUCUGAUGGCACGCAUCUGCAGCGCAUGUGGAUCCUAUAACCGCUUGUAGUUGCGAUAUCUCCGCGAUCCACGCCGAGCCCAAUGCAGUGGGAUGGAUGGUGGUAGAGUGGGGGUGAUGAUGGUGGAGGAGAGUGAUGAACAGAGGGACAGCAGCGGCGGCGGCGGCGGCGGCGGCGUCCGUGGCGCUGCGAUGGCCGCGUUACACCAGUGCGAGCUAAUCCAGAACAUGAUCGACAUCUCCAUCUCCAGUUUACAAGGGCUCCGGACCAAAUGCGCGGCGUCCAACGAUCUCACCCAGCAAGAGAUCCGCACUUUAGAGGUCAAGCUCAUGAAGUACAUCUGUAAGCAGCUGCAGUGCAAGCAGAAGGUGCCAGACACGGAGCGGCCAUCGGCCCUGGACAGCUACCCGCGGCUUGUAGACUGGUUACGCACCAUCAACGUCAGACCUGAGCUCAUAGAGACUGUGAGCAAAAAGCUGUCAUUGGAUGCUCUGCUGCAGAUGCCCAGUAGUCAGGUGCAGGAAACCAUGAGGAGGCUGGGCUCUAGUUCAGAGGAGUGUACCAGACUGUGUGCUGCACUCAACUGUUUAAAGAGUGCCUCUGAGUCAGGGGAGUUUAAAGAGGACAGCCCUUGCUGGUUCUCCGAACCCACGAGACGAGACAGCGGCGGUUUGACUCCAGUGGAUCAGAUCCCAUUACUAGGAGGUCCCAUACGAUCCCACAGUCCUUCCCCUCUGGCCCGCCCCCCAAACACACCCUCCACCCCCCUGGCCACCUGCCUGUAUCCCCGCUACAUCCUGUCUCCCGGUGAGGUUCACAUCUCCCACGGCUACGCCGAGAGUCUGACCGACCCCAGCCCGUAUUACACCUCCCGACCCAUCCGACUCCACGGGCGCACCUCGACUCCGCCCAUAACCCCGCCCUCCAGGAGAAGGCACCGCCUCAAGCCCCCGUGCACUCCACCUCCGCCCUCUCGCAAGGUUUUGCACCUCCUUCCCAACAUCACGAUGACUCGCAGCAAGAGCCACGAGAGCCAGCUCGGCCACCGCAUCGAGGACACGCCCACAAAAAAGUGCGUGAAGAAGAACAAGCUGUUUCUGAACGUCCAGAUAAACGGAAACGGCUGCGAGGACCCUUCGACGCGCUCGCCCACUCUUUGUGCGCGGACCCCCGGAGCGACACCCUCCACUGCACCAUACACCCUGCCGGGCACCCCCACCCUUCAGGAAGAGCACAGCAGCCUGAGGAAUAACGUGACCGUCCACCGCAGUUCGCCUCAGGCUCUGAGGAGAGACAUCGGUCUGGCUGUCACUCACAGGUUCUCUACAAAGUCUUGGCUCUCUCAGACGUGUCAGGUGUGUCAGAAGAACAUGAUCUUUGGGGUGAAGUGUAAACACUGCAGGUUAAAGUGUCAUAACAAAUGCACUAAAGAAGCUCCACCCUGCAGGAUCUCCUUCCUGCCCAUCACGAAGAUUCGUAGGACAGAAUCUGUACCCUCUGACAUCAACAACCCUGUGGACCGUCCACCUGAAGCGCCGCAGUUUGGGACGCUGCCAAAGGCAAUAACCAAGAAGGAUCAGCCUCCAGCGCUGAAUCAGCUGGAUUCCAGCAGUAAUCCGUCCUCCACCACUUCCUCUACGCCUUCCUCUCCCGCCCCCUUCCAGCAGAGCAACCCCCCUAGUGCAACCCCGCCCCCAAACCCCUCCCCUAAGGGCCACCGUGACAACCGUUUCCACUUUCCAGCUGCCUGUUAUUUUCAGCACAGGCAGCAGUUUAUCUUUCCCGAUGUGUGCAAUUCCAGUGUGCUUCAUUUAGACGGACUCCCCGACACAGUUAAUGAAAUCGAUGCCUCAGUGGAAGAGAUGCAUGCCGAACAAGAUGAGGAAAACGACCGAGAGGACCUGGAAGAGGAAGAAGAAGAGGAAAUAGAGGCAGAGGAAGACGACGACGUAGCUGUUGAGGAAGAAGAUGAAGACCUCGAGGACGAAGAGGACAUGGAGGAGCUGAACGCCGGCUCGGAGGGAGAAUGCGAAGGAGACGAGCUGGACGAUCUGCCGAGCACGCGGGGAGGAACGCACUGGAAGGGUCCCAUCUCUCGAAAAGCCAGUCAGACCAGCGUCUACCUGCAGGAGUGGGACAUUCCCUUCGAGCAGCUGGAUCUGGGGGAGCUCAUCGGCAAAGGCCGCUGGGGUCGGGUUCAUCGCGGACGGUGGCACGGAGAGGUGGCCAUCCGGCUCCUGGAGAUCGACGGGAACAACCAGGACCACCUGAAGCUCUUUAAGAAGGAGGUGAUGAACUAUAGACAGACGAGGCACGAGAACGUCGUCCUGUUUAUGGGAGCGUGCAUGGCCCCUCCUCAUCUUGCCAUCAUUACCAGCUUUUGCAAAGGCCGGACGUUGUAUUCUGUUGUCAGAGACACAAAGAACACAUUGGACAUUAAUAAGACACGACAGAUCGCACAGGAAAUUGUGAAGGGGAUGGGCUACCUUCAUGCUAAGGGAAUCGUCCACAAGGAUCUUAAAUCCAAAAAUGUCUUUCACGACACCAACAAAGUUGUCAUCACAGAUUUUGGUCUUUUUGGAAUCUCUGGUGUGGUUCAGGAAGGACGACGAGAAAAUGAGUUAAAACUUCCUCACGGUUGGAUAUGCUACCUGGCUCCGGAAAUCGUACGCAAGAUGAGUCCCGGAAACAACGAGGACAGACUUCCGUUUUCAAACGCUGCUGAUGUUUAUGCUUUUGGCACCAUCUGGUACGAGCUGCAGGCGAGAGACUGGCCCAUCACCAGUCAGCCUGUUGAGGCCACCAUCUGGCAGGUGGGCAGCGGAGAGGGCAUCAGAAGGGUCCUGGCAGAGAUCAACUUAGGAAAAGAGGUCACGGAGAUUUUGUCCGCUUGUUGGUCGUAUGACUCCCGCAACCGGCCCACGUUCACCCAGCUGGCUGACAUGCUGGAGAAACUGCCCAAGCUCAACCGACGACUGUCUCAUCCUGGGCAUUUCUGGAAGUCUGCAGAGUUGUAGCUGUGUGCCUGAAACAAUGUGCAAUGCAAAACACACAAACUGGCUCUGCCUUGCAUGCCUGCUGAACACCUGACCUCUUCUGGACUUACAAACUAACCAUCGUCUGCUCUUCCGUCUCUAACUUUCUGGUUCUGUGGGUGGCGGUGGGGGGACUGCUGUAGCGAUGCGUGAAAUGAAACGCUUUGCCUUUUUUAUUCCGGAUUAAUUUUCUUGUGUGAAGUGUGUGACUGGUUCUCUCUCCUGCUCCAGUUUGUGAUGUCAUGUGACACAUUACCAGGAUUUAUCGACACUGAAAUGAAGAUGCUCUUUCACUCUCGCUCUUUCUAUCUCCUUCUUUCUCUUGUGGUCUUGGUGCCUCUUAGUCCUGCGUGAUGUGGGGAUUCUGGCUAUGAUUGGACCGUCUGGUUCAUGUUAACACACCUUUUGUUUUCACACUUUCUCACACAGUGUCUGACAGUGGGCGUUUUCGUAGCACGAAUGAUAAUAAUGUUAUUAAUGGAGACAUUUUUGUGUCCUAUCCAGGCGUGAUGCAACACCGGUGACAUUUAAAUUUGUCCUCACCGAAUGCGAAAUAUGAUGUUACACAGAUAAGUAGAGCAAGAUUUGGACCUAUGAAAUUUUACAGAGGGCAUGGCUUCAUAGAAAUAGAAACUGUCCCGAAAAAAGAAACAAACUGUCAUGUUGCUUGUCCCGGUGACAGCUGAUAAAGAUUUAAAAAAUGUAAAUUUACAGACGCUUGCCACUUUAUCGUGUUACGCCUGGUUAGGAUUUGUUGUGAGGGUCUGUCUGAUGUAGUUUUUAUUAAAUGUAGAAAACCGACAGCUAUCUGAAGCUGACGAAAACUGAGCGGGUUUAUAAAACGUUUACCCUCUCGAAAUUAUUAUACCUGGCACAGAUUGCGAAAAAUGAGCCAAAGAGAAGCGUUGUAUGUCUUCUCAUCUGACUGAAGUGGAUCUGUUUGCACCAGUAGAAGAAGAGCUAGAUUUACCCAGCAGAAAAGUGUUUCAUAAUAAGUUGUGUAUACAUGAACUCUCAUGUGUGUUUGUGUGUAACGUGCGUGUUUGUAACGUGUAUGUGGAAGGGUGUGCGUUCGUUCGUUUUGUGAAAGACUGGACUUCGUGGUUUGGAAAUAUGAAUGACAUGAAAAUAUUUAUGUAUAAAUAUGGUUUAUUUAGUGUACAGGCAAUGAACAGAAUUCUUUUAAUAUUUAUAUGGACAUUUUAUAUCAAUAUAAAUAAAUAUAUAUACUGUACAUCAUGACAUUUUUGAAUAGGUAUUGCUGUCCUAUCCCAGAUGUAAAUAUUCUUUAUAUUUUUUCAUGAAAAGAAAACAAAAACAAACCUGUAAAGCAAACUUUUUUUAGAAUGGGUCGAUACAUGUCAUAUUUUUGUAUUGCAUGUGGCUACUGUACACAGUGUCUCUUCUCAUCCUUGAAAGACAAUAAAACCAAGCUUGUCACGUGA
Messenger RNA from Triplophysa rosa, 4831 nucleotides. RefSeq names its product kinase suppressor of ras 1a (gene ksr1a). Gene Ontology annotation, biological process: protein phosphorylation. The record is from RefSeq and is a predicted model, not a curated record. The transcript is spliced from 20 exons. The coding region runs from base 444 to 3368 and encodes 974 amino acids. NCBI's taxonomy places the organism in Eukaryota, Metazoa, Chordata, Actinopteri, Cypriniformes, Nemacheilidae. Gene Ontology annotation, molecular function: protein kinase activity; ATP binding.